AUGGCCACGCUGGACUCGCACCCAUACAGCUCGCCCUCUCCCUCGUCCUCGACCCCACCAUCCACCAACCCCCUCCCCCGGUCCGCGUCCCCUCCUCCCUCACCCUCUCCCUGGAAACGCAUGGUCGGCAGACUGUCACGCAAAAACUCGGCCGCGUCGUCUCCCCAACUCGCGCAGACUGCGACGUUCGCACCCUCUCACGGACUGGGCGGUGCAGACGCCGACGGUCCCGGCGACAAGGGACAGCAGCAGCCAACGUUCUUCACCGGCGGAGGCGGAGGAGGGGCCAGCAACUCGUCUCACAGCGCACUCGCAAGCUCGACGGGUUCGCUCCGGCCGCCUUCGACGCCGGGAGGAGGGACCCGCUCGACCUCGUUCGCAUCGACUGCUCCGUCCGCCUCGCCCGGACUCCAACUCUCGCGCGGUACAAACUCCGGCCCAGACGGCUACUUCGGAGCACACGCUGGGAGUGUGAGCGGGACGUCCAGCCCCGCGCUAAGCAGCAAGAGUUGGAAGUCUGGGUCGAUGUCAAUGUCGGGCAAGGAGAACCACUCGCGCAAGACGGACAAGUUUCGGUCUUUGUCGCGCUCGCAACGCGGGCGGAGACGGAGUGGGACCGGUGCAGGAGCGGGAGCGGGCGACACCUCGACGCCCUCCCAACGGCUCGCCAGCAACCCGAUCGGCUCCUCUCAUUCGGGCGGAUCCAGCGCAGUCCGAUUCCUCCGCCGCGUCGCCUCGGCACCCAACACCAAAGCCCUCUUCAGCGGGUCACUCUUCUCCUCCUCUUCGAGCUCGCACCCGUACCCGGCUUCCAAGAACGCGUUCAGGGGAGACUCAGGGGAGGACGAGCGAGUGCCCCCGCUGCCGAAGGGGGUCAUACCCGUGGGAGAGAUGCACGAUUCGGGCGUGUCGUUCGGUUCGACGUCCGAGAAGAAGAAUGCCAAGGCGGGGGCGCCGACUCUCGACGGAACCAAGUCGAGUUCCGGGUCGUCUUCGUCCUCCUCCGGCGGCGGCGGCGUCUCGAAGAUGGCCCGCCAGCCCUCCCAAGCCUCCACCGCGCCCUCCCCAACCCGCUCUCGCUCCUCCCCUCAAAUCAGCAACAAGUCUCCCUCGCUGCCUUCCUCCUCUCUCCUCGCCCCUCCCUCGCCCAACCUCCCUACCACCUCCCUAAACGCCGGCGGCCUCCCCGGCUCCCCCCGCGCCGCCUUCCGCCGAACCUACUCCUCCUCCUCGAUCCGCGUUCGGAACCUCGAAGUCGGCCCUUCCUCGUUCCAGAAGAUCCGGCUCUUGGGAAAAGGGGAUGUAGGGAAGGUGUAUCUCGUGAGGGAGAAACAGAGCAGAAAGUUGUUUGCGAUGAAGGUGUUGAGUAAGAAGGAGAUGAUCAAGAGGAACAAGGUCAAGCGCGCGUUGGCCGAGGAGGAAAUCCUCGCCGGCUCGAACCACCCGUUCAUCGUCACGCUCUACCACUCUUUCCAGUCCGACGACUAUCUCUACCUCUGCAUGGAAUACUGCCUCGGCGGCGAAUUCUUCCGCGCGCUCCAAACCCGUCCGGGCAAGUGCCUCCCCGAAGAAGACGCAAAGUUUUAUGCGGCAGAGGUGGUGGCGGCGUUGGAGUACCUCCAUUUGAUGGGGUUCAUUUACAGGGAUUUGAAACCCGAGAAUAUCCUCCUCCACGAAACAGGCCACAUCAUGCUCUCCGACUUUGACCUCUCGAAACAAUCCGACCCGAACGGGUUCGGUGGCGCACCGGCUGCGAUCAAACUUAUCACGCCGAAUGGGGUGCCGCUUGUUGAUACGAAGAGCUGUAUUGCGGAUUUUAGGACGAACUCGUUUGUUGGGACCGAGGAGUACAUCUGCCCCGAGGUCAUCAACGGGCGAGGACACAGUUCGGCCGUCGACUGGUGGACGUUCGGCAUUCUCGUCUACGAGAUGCUCUACGGCUGCACGCCCUUCAAAGGCCCGAACCGUCACGCGACCUUCUCCAACGUCCUCCGCAACGAGCCUUCCUUCCCCGACCACCCAGCCACGACCACCCUCUGCAAGAGCGUCAUCAAGAAGUUGUUAAUCAAGGACGAGAAUCGGAGGUUGGGGAGCCAGAGCGGCGCGAGCGAGGUCAAGCAGCAUCGGUGGUUUGCGAGUAUCAAUUGGGGGCUGUUGAGGCAUCAGAAACCGCCUAUCGUUCCGCAGGUCGUAAACGCCGAGCAAACCAACUUCCGCUCGAUGCGCGAGUCGAAAUCGCUCGACCUCGAAGGCCAAUCCGCGUGGCUUCCCUGGCCGGAAGCCGAAGACGGGUUCCACCAGACUCCGUCCGCCUCGCCUUUGCCUACUCCUGGUCUGACGCCAGUUGGGACGCCCGGGUUGGGAGCAGCACCGACGAUGGUUGUGGAUGUUGUGCCGAGUGCGAAGAAGGAGAGGAAGGAGAGGAGGCAUAGGAAGGAGGGCGCUGAGGGGGUUAUGGCGUGA
Molecule: messenger RNA, 2463 nt
Organism: Rhodotorula toruloides NP11
Lineage: Eukaryota; Fungi; Basidiomycota; Microbotryomycetes; Sporidiobolales; Sporidiobolaceae
Product: serine/threonine protein kinase Nrc-2
Exons: 7
Coding region: 1-2463 (820 amino acids)
Biological process (GO): protein phosphorylation
Cellular component (GO): plasma membrane; nucleus; cytoplasm
Molecular function (GO): ATP binding; protein serine/threonine kinase activity
Source: RefSeq, a predicted model, not a curated record